This is a messenger RNA of Ustilago hordei, 1077 nucleotides long. RefSeq lists its product as uncharacterized. The record is from RefSeq and is a predicted model, not a curated record. The coding region runs from base 1 to 1077 and encodes 358 amino acids. NCBI's taxonomy places the organism in Eukaryota, Fungi, Basidiomycota, Ustilaginomycetes, Ustilaginales, Ustilaginaceae. The transcript has a single exon.
AUGGCCACAACCAAGGCUGCUUCGGGCAGCAAAAACCCUAUCCUACCACCAGAGGAUCUUUCCUCUAUUCUCUCCUCCAUCGAGCUUCUUUCUGCAAUGUGGUCUGGUACAGACGAGCUUUGGCUUUCCCCCGCCGACCAAGUCACGAUUGGACUUCUGGCAGAUUAUAUUCAACUUCCCAUAGAGGAGCUCGGCUCAGACAAAGCACAUAAGGUCAAGGACUCGAUUGGUGAACAAGUUGUGUUGGCAUUGAAAGUUAGAGCUGAUCCACAAGAGACGGCGAGGGAGGUAAGUGUCAAUGUCGAAUUCACGUUGAGACGGAAUGGAGCGAAAGGGAAACGUGUGCGCAUGUGGGUCAGCGCAAAAGAUGCUCCAACCUGGCUGGAUAGAGCGCGUGUUGAUCAAGUGAAUGCCAUACUUGGCCAAGUCGGGAGCGCGCAAGGAGAGGAUGAGGACGAGGAGAAGACGGUCGGAAAGAUCUUAAACGCCAUCGAGAAUGUCUCAGAAUACUUGCUCUCCGUUCCUGUCGCUGCCUAUGAUGGCAACACGAGGACAUCAGAAAACACACAGAACCCAUCAACCAACGUCUGUGCCUCCCAAGCAACCAAUGUCUACAGAACAUGGUACUACCUACCAUCAUUAAGAACCAAAUGCAAGAGACAAGAGAUUUGCAACCUCGCUCUGGCAUCCACUCCGCCCCUAAGCGGAUUCCUACUUUCGGGCAAGCCAGGACUAAUAGUGAUGGAAUAUCCUCUUCCCUCAAACUGUCCACCUUGCGCCUCAACACUGCAAACGGCGAGCUUAGCGAUGCACUCGUUCUGGUCAACAAUCAAAACCACUAGUUGGUCCGACCUUCCAGCAUCACACAAAAAGAUCUCUGAAAAGUUCACCGAACCGAACGCUACAAAAGCUUUCAGCGGAUUCCAAGAUAUCACCGAUUGGCCAGAGGUCCAAAGAGGAGCAGAAAGGGGAAGCAAAAGCGAUCUGAGUAAAUUGAUCAAAUGGUUGGAUGGCAAAGGUGUUCAAGGCAAAUACCUCAUCGAACGUUGUCUUGGUGUCGCAAGCUGGCAAACGUAA